Molecule: messenger RNA, 1668 nt
Organism: Pyricularia pennisetigena
Lineage: Eukaryota; Fungi; Ascomycota; Sordariomycetes; Magnaporthales; Pyriculariaceae
Exons: 5
Coding region: 1-1668 (555 amino acids)
Biological process (GO): 3-(3-hydroxy)phenylpropionate catabolic process
Molecular function (GO): 3-(3-hydroxyphenyl)propionate hydroxylase activity; FAD binding
Source: RefSeq, a predicted model, not a curated record
AUGGUGGCAGUCAUCGACACAGACUUGGAUUUUGCUGGGGAAAACCUGCAGGAUGUGCUAUGCAUCGGCGCGGGCCCAGUUGGGCUCUUAUUGGCGCUUUUGAUACGAAAAGGCGCCGGCCCCGGCCCCGGCGACACCGCGGCCCCGACCGGGGUCACCCCCGCCAGGGUCACCGUGGUGGACAGACAGCCGGCGCGAUAUCCACUGCCACGCGCCGUGUGUCUCGAUCACGAAGCCCAGCGCAUCUUCAGGUCGGUUGGUCUAGGACCAAAGCUGACGCCGCUGCUUGAGGACAUCAUCGGCCCGCCGGGGACCAACUUUGCCUGGAAAGAUGCAGACGGAGAGAUUAUUGUCGAUUUGCAAUGGGAAAGGCCUACCGCGAGCGGGCUGAACAGAGCAUGCGGUUUCUGCCAGCCUGAGCUGGAGUCUAUGCUGGAAGAAGCCUGCAGGGAUGCCGGCAUCGACAUCAUUCGAGGUUUGGAACUCGACUCUCUCCACCAAGACGACGAUCACGUCACCGUGACAUUCAACAGAUGGCCCAACAAAGAUGGAUCCAGCACGCCAUCGAAAGCCACCGUCAUGCGCGCACGGUACCUCGUGGGCUGCGACGGCGCCAACUCGACGGUCCGCUCGCUGUGCGGCAUCGACUUCAACGACCUCGGCUUCCAGUACGACUGGCUCGUGUGCGACAUGCUGACCAAGGGCAACGGCCUGCCGCCCAAGGUGCUGCCGCACAAGAACGGCGCGCAGAUCUGCGACCCGAGCCGCCCGACCACCUUUGCCAUGGCGGGCAACGGCCGCCGCCGCGUCGAGUUCAUGCGCCUCCCCACCGAGACCAAGGAGGAGUUCUUCACCACGUCCAGGGCCUGGGAGCUGCUUCGACCCUGGGGCUUCAGCGAGCACUACGUCGACAUGGAACGCGUCGCCCUGUAUACCUUUCGAGCCCGCUGGGCAGGGGAAUGGCGGAAGCAUAGGGUGUUCCUGGCAGGGGAUGCCUGCCAUCAGAUGCCCCCUUUCCUGGGCCAGGGCAUGAACAGCGGCCUGCGGGAUGCCGCGGCCCUCGCGUGGCGCCUGCGUCUCGCCCUCGGGGGCAAGACGUCUGAGUUCCUGCUGGACUCGUACUGCACGGAGCGGCUGGCCCACGUCCGAGCCAUCAUUGACCACAGCGUGCUGCUCGGGAGGGUCAUUUGCGAGACCGACGAGGCACGAGCUGCAGCCUAUGCGAAGGAUUUGAGGGCAAACCCUCCGCCACACGGCUUCGAUCCUCACCUUGGCACGCCAGGAAUUCUGCAGAUGGACCAUCCCGCCGCAGGUCUUUUGGCCAUGCAGAGGCCAGUGGUAGGUCCCGACGGUGGAAGCGCUGAUCUCUUUGAUCAAGUCUACGGCGCCGGUUGGCGAUUGCUUGUAUGGGGAGACGCUGCACGACUACGUCUGUCGCCCGCGGCCCAGAAGUUCCUGGAUGCCAUCGGAGGCAAGGUCAUCAUGCUCAAACCAACGGAUGACGUGUCGGGUGAGUACGGCAGGUGGUUCCGGGAGGAUUUGGACAAUGCAAAGGCUGUGCUGUGGCGGCCCGACUUUUACGUCUAUGGGGUGAUUCGGCAGAGGUUGGAGGAUGCCGAAGACAUGUUGUUGGGAUUGAGGGAUCAGAUUUUUGCGACCUCGCGCUAG